Messenger RNA from Tachyglossus aculeatus (Australian echidna), 1104 nucleotides. RefSeq names its product protein phosphatase 1 catalytic subunit alpha (gene PPP1CA). Gene Ontology annotation, molecular function: protein serine/threonine phosphatase activity. NCBI's taxonomy places the organism in Eukaryota, Metazoa, Chordata, Mammalia, Monotremata, Tachyglossidae. Gene Ontology annotation, cellular component: cytoplasm; nucleus. The record is from RefSeq and is a predicted model, not a curated record.
GUGGGAGCGGAGGGCGCGGGGCCGCCAUGGCCGACGGCGAGAAGCUCAACUUGGACUCCAUCAUCAGCCGCCUGCUGGAAGUGCAGGGCUCCCGGCCCGGGAAGAACGUGCAGCUGACGGAGAACGAGAUCCGGGGCCUGUGCCUUAAGUCCCGGGAGAUCUUCCUGAGCCAGCCCAUCCUGCUGGAACUGGAGGCCCCCCUCAAGAUCUGCGGCGACAUCCACGGCCAGUACUACGACCUGCUGCGGCUCUUCGAGUACGGGGGCUUCCCUCCCGAGAGCAACUACCUCUUCCUGGGCGACUACGUGGACCGGGGCAAGCAGUCGCUGGAGACCAUCUGCCUGCUCCUGGCCUACAAGAUCAAAUACCCGGAGAACUUCUUCCUGCUGCGGGGCAACCACGAGUGCGCCAGCAUCAACCGCAUCUACGGCUUCUACGACGAGUGCAAAAGACGCUACAACAUCAAGCUCUGGAAGACCUUCACCGACUGCUUCAACUGCCUCCCCAUCGCGGCCAUCGUCGACGAGAAGAUCUUCUGCUGCCACGGGGGGCUGUCCCCGGACCUGCAGUCGAUGGAGCAGAUCCGGCGCAUCAUGCGGCCCACGGACGUCCCGGACCAGGGCCUGCUGUGCGACCUGCUGUGGUCCGACCCGGACAAGGACGUGCAGGGCUGGGGCGAGAACGACCGCGGCGUCUCCUUCACCUUCGGGGCCGAGGUGGUGGCCAAGUUCCUGCACAAGCACGACCUGGACCUCAUCUGCCGCGCGCACCAGGUGGUGGAAGACGGCUACGAGUUCUUUGCCAAGAGGCAGCUGGUGACGCUCUUCUCGGCCCCCAACUACUGCGGCGAGUUCGACAACGCGGGCGCCAUGAUGAGCGUCGACGAGACGCUCAUGUGCUCCUUCCAGAUCCUCAAGCCGGCCGACAAGAACAAGGGCAAGUACGGCCAGUUCGGCGGCCUGACUCCCGGGGGCCGCCCCGUCACCCCCCCCCGCAACUCGGCCAAAGCCAAGAAGUAGCCCCUUCUCCCGGCCCCGGGUGGGGACCCGGGGGCCGGGGGCGGACACGGGUGGUUGGCACGGGGCGAGCACUGAGGCCGGCAUC